AUGGUCCUCAAUUGGUCAACUGGUGUAGAAUUAUUUUUUGAGGUACCAGUAGCACUUAUUGUCAGUAUUAUUAUGUGUAGAACAUUUUAUCAUGCCAAAUUUUAUCACAAUAAUUUUCGUGUUCUAUUAAUUAAUUAUCCAGGAGCAUUUAUAUUUAUAUGUUUUAUUAAAAUGAUAACAAAAACUAUGACAAUAUGUUCAUACAGAGGUCCUGUUAGAAGUUAUUUUACUGAUUUAAUAUCUGUAGCAUUAUUUUCAACAACUUUUACAACAAUUGGUUUUAUAUUAGAACGAUCAGUUGCAUUAAUUUAUUACUAUAAAUAUGAAUAUUUUUGUAAUAAUGUACCAUAUAUUGGUAUUACAUUAAUUGUAAUAUCAUGGAUAAUUGGUGCUACAUUACGUAUAGUAAGUCGUUUAUAUAAAUUAAAUGUUCUUUUAUUUGUAUAUUCAUCUGGUAUCAUACAAAUAACAUCACAGAUUGUUUGUUUUUGUAUUAUAAAAGCAUCAAAAAGACAAUAUACUUUAAAUGAAUCAAUUAAAUCACGUUUAGAAAAUAGAAAAUGUACCACUUCAUCAGUUAUAUCAAUAAAAUAUCAAACUAUUGAAAAUAAAAAAAUUAUAAAAAUGAUGAGUUAUUUUAUUGCAACAACAACAAUAACAACAACACUUGACAUGGUAGCAUUAGGUAUUGAAAAUGGAUUUUUUUUACAUAUACCUGAUAAAAUAUUAGUAGGAUUUAUAGGAAAUGUUGUACCAUAUUUAAAAGCAUGUACCGUACCAUUAACUGUUGUGUUUGUUGAUGAUAGAUGUAAAAAAAUUUUAAUAUGUUUAUUGGGAAAUUUUAUUGGAAAACUUAUUAAUAGAGGAUCUGUAGAACCUCAUCAUGUAGUUAAAGAUUCUAAACUUAAAAAUGAAAUUAAUAUGUCUACUGAUAAAUUAAAUGAAAUUUAUUUUACCAAUUAUGCUAAUCAAUGGAAAUGA
Molecule: messenger RNA, 981 nt
Organism: Strongyloides ratti
Lineage: Eukaryota; Metazoa; Nematoda; Chromadorea; Rhabditida; Strongyloididae
Product: 7TM GPCR, serpentine receptor class e (Sre) family-containing protein
Exons: 2
Coding region: 1-981 (326 amino acids)
Biological process (GO): sensory perception of chemical stimulus
Cellular component (GO): membrane
Source: RefSeq, a predicted model, not a curated record